GCUCAGCUGAUGGAUGGAACCAGGUGAGGCAAAGCCUGUAGCAUUUAGCUUUUUAUUCUUCUCUGCAGUCUGUUCCCUCCCUGAAGGCCAGUCUAAUCAGGUUCAGUCUGUUUAUGUACGACUGCCGGCAGUCACACUUAAACAAGGUUAUGUCAGCUGCAGUGUGUGCAUGUUAGCAGAUAGAAGAGGCUAAGAUAGAGGCUAAGAUAGAGUCUAUUACAAAAGCAAACCUCUUGCUCUCUGAUAUGUUCAGCUUUCAAGUAAACGCUCAGAUUAAAUCAGACCUGGAACAGACUCAUGGAGGCAGCAGCUCCUGCAGACCUGCAGGUGGUUUAUGGAUGACUGAUUAGUGACAUAAAUAAUGCCAAAGGUUACCUGCAGGAAACAGGAAGUGACCUGCUGCAACAGUUCUGAUGAAGGACAGAAGCAUAAAAACGGUCUUUGUUUUCACUGAAGCAUGAAAACGAUAGUUUUAUUCUGAAGAAGCGGCUGAUCUCCAGAGACUGACUGAACAGUUCCAGGUUCUUCUGGUUCUGGAAGCGAUUAUGCUUCGAAGAAGCGGAGCCAAGACUAGAAGAUGCUGGUUGGAGAUCCGGCAAUCUCGCUAUCUGUCCUUCGCUCCAGCACCACCUGAACUCCAUAGAUUGCAUUACCCAGCAAGCACCAGGAGCAGACUGUGCCAGGCGGGCCAGGAGACGGGCCAGCUGAGUGAUCAGAUCAACAGAAUCUUAAAGGCCAACGAACACAGCCACAUCAGGCCCAGAGGCCCUGCAUCCCAUGGAGUGCUGGGUUUCCAUAGCAACACACUUCCCUCUAACCACCCCAGUGAGGAUCGACGGAGUAGCGCCACCUGCCUGCUGGGGCGGGGCGGGGUUCUGUUCGGUGUGUUUGACGGCCACGCAGGUCCGUCAUGUGCUCAGGCCAUCAGCCAGAGGCUCUUCUACUACUUCACUGUGGCCAUGCUGCCACUGAGAACCCUGCAGGAACUGGACCGGGCUGUGGAGGAGGACCGGGCGGUACCACCGCUGUUGGAGUGGCACAAACACCCCCAGGAUCACAGCAGCCCCGAUGGCGGGGCCAUCUCCUUCCACAGCCUCAGGAACUACUGGCAGGAGAGGCUGCGUGAGGAUGAGAAAGAGGACAACGAGGAUGAUGGCAGAGUGACAUCAGCGCUGAUGGACGCGUUCAGACGUCUAGACUAUGAUGUGUCUGUGGAGGCUCAGGUCCACCUGUCCCUGUCCUCUCCCAGACGGGUGUCCAUACCUGGGGAAGGCUUUUGUCUGUCCUCUCCCCUCCGGGUGGCGCUGUCAGGCUCCACAGCUUGUGUUGUUCAUGUUUCCAACGGCGUCCUGCAUGUGGCCAACCUGGGGGACAGUCGGGCAGUCCUUGGAGUCCAAGAAGGGGAUGGGCGCUGGUCGGCACUGAGCCUCACCAACGACCACACUGCCAGGAACCCUGAAGAGGUACAGAGGAUUCUGCGGGAGCACCCAGUUUCGGAGAGGAAGACGGUGGUCCGUCAUGACAGGCUGCUGGGCCUGCUGCUACCCUUCAGGGCUUUUGGAAACGUUCGGUUCAAAUGGAGCCCGGAGAUGCUCAGUCGACUUUAUGACACACGACCAGAUGUUCUGUCUGCCGUCAGCGAGUCGGUGCGGACUCUGCCGCCUCAUUACCUGACCCCGCCCUACCUGAGCGCUCAACCUGAGGUCACGCGACACCUCAUGAAGCCUGUAGACAAGUUUCUGGUCCUGGCAACGGAUGGACUGUGGGAGCUCAUGCACCGGCAGACAGUGGUCCAGCUGGUUGGAGACCAUGUGGCAGGUCUUCAGCAGCAGAGGCCCAUCGUCCCCAGCGCUGAUACCACCCUGGGCAGCCUGCAGCGCCUCCUGCUGGAGCGGAGGGGCCGAGUCCAGUCAGUCAUGGAGGACCAGAACGUGGCCACCCAUCUGCUGCGCCACGCCCUGGGUGACGACGGGUACGGAUCUGUGGACCAGAACCGCUUGGCCCGAAUGCUGAGUCUGCCAGCAGAUCUUGCUCGGAGGUACCGUGAUGACAUCACAAUCACCGUGAUCCACCUGAACGACCUCUGAGGUCAGAUAAAGGUUCCUGUUGUUCAAAGAACUAAACUCACUUAAUUUUGAUGAACUGGACCAGCAGGGUUCUGAUGGACACAUCUGCAGUCAGUAGCAGUAUCAGAACCAGUGACGGAUGUCAUAUGCUUGUUAUUAGUCUGCUUUUAUCAAACUCCAGUUCACUAGUUUAGAAAGUCCAGUUCAGUUGGUGAGGUGUGAAUGCUAAGCUAACUCUGGACUGACUAGAAACCUCGGUCUGGGUUUGGUUGAAUGCAUAUGUGAACGCCAGAGACUGCUCCAACCCCAAGACCUGGACUACAGCACAGAGAAUUCUGGGUAAAUACAACCAAGCUAAACAUGCUAGCCUAGCACUAGCAGGAGAAAUGGCUCUUUAGUUGAAGAUUAAAGAGAAAUCCUCCAAUCACUAAAAUCUAACGCCUCCAUUUUAGUUUCCAUUUGGUGAAGAAGGAAGUUACUCUCAGUGUCUUUCUCAAUGUUGAGGUUUUGUUUCCAAUCUAAUUGAGUUUACCAGGCUAUCGUGUGUAAACAGCAUGAAACGAGUAGGACCACACCGUAGACAUCGGAUUAGGGCUUGUAGGUUAGCGCUCUGCUUCCCUCUAGUGGUCAGAACAUGAGCUGACCACUCGUGUUCUGACAAUGAUGCUGUCAGGUUCAACAUCAGAUCAUCACCUGGACAGUCAGGUAUGAACCAGUCCUGACUGGGAGGACUGGGCCACCCAGUCUGCUGCAGAACCGGAAGUCAGAAGAAGACCUCAUCCUGCUGGAGAACAAACCUUUACGGCUCCCCCUGCU
Messenger RNA from Gambusia affinis (western mosquitofish), 2882 nucleotides. RefSeq names its product pyruvate dehydrogenase [acetyl-transferring]-phosphatase 1, mitochondrial-like. The record is from RefSeq and is a predicted model, not a curated record. NCBI's taxonomy places the organism in Eukaryota, Metazoa, Chordata, Actinopteri, Cyprinodontiformes, Poeciliidae. The transcript is spliced from 6 exons. Bases 546 to 2087 code for a protein of 513 amino acids. Gene Ontology annotation, biological process: protein dephosphorylation. Gene Ontology annotation, molecular function: cation binding; protein serine/threonine phosphatase activity.